CCUUGUCAGAGGUGCGCAGGACAUGGGGGAGAGAUAGAGGAGCACAGGAGGAUUUGUCACUUACAGACACAGCAACGAACACAAAAGUUCCCUCUGGUGGCCUUGGAAGAUAUAGCAAAGCUGUGAUUUGACCAUCACAAAGUAAAAGAAGUGAAUAUUUCAACACAAAUGAGCCUGCCACACUUUCAGGAAAUAUUACGGCUAUGUUAAACCCUCCUGAGAGUUGUUUUAUGUGCUUCGAUGGAAUAUGGCAAUAAGAGGGACUACAUGCUUAACAGAGAUCCUUAAGGAACGUUUUUAAGGACAGCAAAAGAAGUAGGAAGAAUGGAAGCUUCAUACGCAGCCAGCGCUGCCGUUGCUCCGACUCUGCCGCCGAUGACCCCGUCUCCAGGUUACCUGUUCCGAAGGUUUCGGGAGUAUCAGAGCAACGACGUCAUCGUGGCCCAUUACAACUUCACGGGAAAGCUGAAAGGGAGCAAAUACCAGGAUGGACUGAAACCCGAGGCCAUUGCGUUUCUCAUCAUUUGUCUUCUCAUUGUGGUGGAAAAUGCCAUCGUUCUGGUGGCAAUAUGGAAGAACAAAAAAUUCCACAUGCCCAUGUACUACUUGCUGGGCAACUUAACGCUGUCUGACUUGCUAGCAGGCUUCACCUACAUGGUGAACAUCAUAACUUCGGGGGCAAACACUCUCAAAAUGACUCCAGUACUGUGGUUUCUUAGAGAAGGCGGUGUGUUUAUCACUCUUUCUGCGUCUGUCAUCAGUCUCCUGGCUAUAGCUAUCGAGCGACAUGUCACGAUGGUCCGGAUGAAGCCGUAUCAAGGGGCCAAGCGUGGCCGAAUGUUCGGUUUGAUUGGUGCAAGUUGGGUCCUGUCAGUGCUCCUCGGCAUUCUUCCCAUCACGGGCUGGAAUUGCAUAGGAAACCUGGACGAAUGCUCCACCAUCCUGCCUCUUUACGCCAAGAGCUUCAUCCUCUUCUGCAUCACCGUGUUUACCCUAGUGCUGCUGGCCAUCGUGGUGCUCUACGUGCGCAUCUUCCGCAUAGUGAAGUCCAACACCCAGCGCUUGGGUUGCGCUCCUCAGCGCAAAGGCAUAGCGAGGAAGUCCCAGAAGUAUCUGGCUCUGCUGAAGACGGUCACCAUCGUCCUCGGCGUCUUCAUCGCCUGUUGGCUGCCGCUCUUUGUGCUCCUUCUGCUGGACUUCUGCUGCCCCGCUCAACAAUGCGAGGUGCUGCUCAAGGCGGACUACUUUCUGGGCAUUGCCAUGAUCAACUCGCUUCUAAACCCCAUCAUUUACACCCUAACUAGUAAAGACAUGCGGAGAGCCAUUCUGAGACUUGUCUGCAGCUACUGUCUGCUAACAAAAGACGGACAAGUGAAGAAAUUCGGCUUGCCUUUCCUGGACUGUAGCACCAGUAAGGCAGAGGUGCCGUCACACAGACUUGAGGGCCUGGAGACGACGGUCUCCUCUGGGAACAUCACACCAUCCACUAUUAAAGCCAUCUACCCCAGGAUAUUAAAGAGCUGAGGAACUUCUUGUUCUGUUUGAAUAUUUAUAAAGCUGCCUAGUAAUCAAGUCCGAGGUGCUUAGAAAUGAAAGCAGGAGAAGUUGGAGAGAUGGAACUCAAGAAUGUAAUUUUGAGACUUGGUUUCCUUCACAUGCAUUAAAGCAAAACAUGCGUGACAAGUGGAAUUGUCUUACUGUGACAAAUACCAAUGUUUAAAAUGGACGCUCUGCACGACAAGAGCUACGGUCGGUCUGUUGUUCAAAAUAGGAUUUUAAACAGCAAAUUACAAAGAGUUAUACAGCGAACUGAGCAAAAACACAAAAAUCCUUUGAAAAGAACUCUUGUGAUGUUAUACAAGUCUCGUAUGUGCCAUUACAGAAAUAAUGAGCUUGGGUAACGAGUCAUGUUCAAAUGUUCAGAGACUGUGGUGAAAAGACGCAAAGAAAAUGACAGGUUGAUGCCUCCACACACGAGGACGUUAGUCCUCUGGAACUUUACGAAUACAUAUCCACACAAAUAAAAACUGCAAGGCAUGUGACUAUUUUUAAUCUGUAAGGUCAUGUUUCCUCUUACAAUCUUAUUUUUUGGGAAAUACACUUUUAGAAGAAAAGGUUCUAUAUAGAACCUAAAAAGGUUCUGUCGGGCGCUUCAUAUAUAGAACCUUUUAGGAGUUCUUAUCAUGGGAUCAUUUGAAUUACUUUUGUACUUAAAUUAAUUUUUAAGUUAAAUUUUAUGAAUUUAACAGCUCAAGCAGACUUCAUUAGUAGAAAUAGUGAAACAUCCCUUUAAACAAUUGUUUUCUCCUUAUUUAGAACCUUUUUUGUCAUAAAUGUUUCUUUAAAAUUAAGUCAAGAUCCCUAUUGUUCUAUACUGAAGCCCACUGAACCGUUUCUGUUUUCAUGUCAAAGCUCUCUUUAACCAGUGUGCUAUACUUGUCUAUAUUUUCCUAUACAGUAAAUUGGAACAAGCUAUAUGAAUAUUGAAUAUUUUAUAAAUAUUGUAUCAAUGUUUUGUAUGUUAGUGUUAGGAAUGCCAACAUUAAUGUGUAGCAGUCGGACUCUGCAGUGAUACAAACAGCACUGACAUUCAAGCAAUAUUGCAUUUCUGUAAAAACUUGUCUGUUUACGGAAAACGACGCAUUAGUAUGUAUAAAUGUAUUUUUUUUUCUUGAUUCUAAAUUAUGAGCCUUAAAAAAUCUUUUAUAAGUGCAUUAAUUAAAAGCUUAGUGUUUUCUUGAA
Molecule: messenger RNA, 2742 nt
Organism: Pimephales promelas (fathead minnow)
Lineage: Eukaryota; Metazoa; Chordata; Actinopteri; Cypriniformes; Leuciscidae
Gene: s1pr5a
Product: sphingosine-1-phosphate receptor 5a
Biological process (GO): G protein-coupled receptor signaling pathway
Cellular component (GO): membrane
Molecular function (GO): sphingosine-1-phosphate receptor activity
Source: RefSeq, a predicted model, not a curated record